Molecule: messenger RNA, 186 nt
Organism: Penicillium concentricum
Lineage: Eukaryota; Fungi; Ascomycota; Eurotiomycetes; Eurotiales; Aspergillaceae
Exons: 2
Coding region: 1-186 (61 amino acids)
Source: RefSeq, a predicted model, not a curated record
AUGGAGUCGAAGUCUGAGACCACGGAUCUUCCGCAUAGUAAUGGGGAAGCUCCCCGUGACGGCGACAGUGAUACUGUCGAAGAUCCCAGCCCUUUCUGGGCGGCUUGUAUCACUGUUGGUGUUACUCUGAGCCUCUUUUUAUCAUUCUACAACGAACUUAAGAUGAUCAUUGAACAAGUACGGUGA